Thamnophis sirtalis is the source of this 1258-nucleotide messenger RNA. The record is from RefSeq and is a predicted model, not a curated record. NCBI's taxonomy places the organism in Eukaryota, Metazoa, Chordata, Lepidosauria, Squamata, Natricidae.
CUGAGCUAACUCUCAUCAUGGUUUAUUAUAUUUUGGUUUCCAGGUACUGAUGCCACCACCAUGCCGGCUUUCAGGCAAGUUGGAGAGAAGCAGCUUCCUCAAGAAGUUAUUUUUAUGGCCUGGUCUCCUAAGAGGGAUCUCAUCGCCCUGGCAAACAGAGUGGGGGAGUGAAGAAAAAUCGGAUGAAAUUAUGAAACUCAUGGGAGACGUCAGGCUUAAUGCCCUGGUUCUUGGAGGCAUUGAUGGGUUCAUUGAGAUCUAUGCUUACGGAAUGUACAAGAUUGCGAGCAUAACAGGGGUGACAGGUUCCUGCCUUGCGCUGUGCUUAUCCAGCGACCUGAAGUCACUUUCGGUUGUGACAGAAGUAGACGAUUGUCCGGACUCCGAUCCCGAAAUAACCUACUUCCAAUACAUAAAGCUUUCGCUGACCUGCAUGUGUGAAGCUUGGGAAGAAAUAUUGUUGCAGAUGGAUUCGCGAUUAACCAAGUUUGUGCAGGAGAAGAAUACAACUACGUCUGUUCAAGAUGAAUUUAUGGAGUUACUUUUGUGGGGCAAAGCAAGUGUUGAACUUCAAGCUCUGCUAAUGAACCAGCUCACCGUCAAGGGUUUAAAAAAGCUUGGACAUGAAUUUCCUCCAGUGGUAAAACUGGGAAUGGAGCAGUUUCGGGGGUAAGAAUGCUGUUAAAACUACCGGAUACCAGGGGAGUGGGAGGGGGAAGAAAAAAAAAAUCAGGUUUCUUGUAAAAAUUAUGUUUUAACACUCCCACAAUAGAUAAAGACGAGUUUUGACGUACCUGGGUUUGAGUUAGCAAGGGAGAGGCCAGCUUAACAUCUGCAAAGUUCAUUCAUCCCUCUACUAUCGUACUGAAGGCCAGGAGUUGGCAUCCUGGAUGGCACAGGGGUGCCCUUAAGAAUUUUAAGAACCCCACCCUCCUCCAUCCCUCAUUACAAGUAGCUUAAGUUCUCCGUACGGUUUGACACGAUCAUGUCUUCAGCUUCUGCGUUCAACUCUAGGACAGAGGUCUUCAAACUCGGCAACUUUUAAGACUUGCGGAUUUUAACUCCCAGAACCCCACUGGGAGCCGAAGUCCACAAGUCUUAAAAGUUGCCAAGUUUGGGGACCCCCCCUGCUCUAAGACAAGCUGACAAAGGGGAAGACUCGUAAAAUUUACAAGAAAUAAGGGGAAAAUGAAGAUGGUCGAACUACUGUUGAUUCCAGCAGUUCGCCGCGUAUAUUUUUUUACCCAAAGAGACUCCC